Messenger RNA from Leptosomus discolor (cuckoo roller), 2328 nucleotides. RefSeq names its product adenosine deaminase RNA specific B2 (inactive) (gene ADARB2). Gene Ontology annotation, molecular function: double-stranded RNA adenosine deaminase activity; double-stranded RNA binding; adenosine deaminase activity. NCBI's taxonomy places the organism in Eukaryota, Metazoa, Chordata, Aves, Leptosomiformes, Leptosomidae. The record is from RefSeq and is a predicted model, not a curated record. Gene Ontology annotation, cellular component: cytoplasm; nucleolus. Gene Ontology annotation, biological process: RNA processing; adenosine to inosine editing.
AUGCUGAUACCUAGAGAAGACUUCCACAGAAUUCUUGUAGCUCUCCCAGGUGUAUUUGUCUCAGAGUCAUCAGAGCAGUACAGGAGGGAGGAGAGGAGAGCCUUCCCUCGGCAGCAGCUGGGAAUGGUGCAGGGAAAGCGCAUCCCCUUGCUUUGGCAGUUCAUGUAUGGGAACAUCAGUUCAAAAUCGCAAAAAGUAAGCAUACUGUCAACCUUCAUAGCUCCCUUCAAGUAUCUGAGUCCUGGCACAACCACAAUGGAGGAUGAAGACAAUUUAAGUACCAGCAGUGCAGAAGUAAAGGAAAACCGAAACGUUGGCAACCUGGAGGAUCAUCCAAUAUCCUCUAAUGAGAGGGCAAGAGGGGGAACACCUAGCAGUAAGAGAAAAAGACCCUUAGAGGAAGGCAAUAAUGGCCAUUUCUGCAAACUCCAGCUCAUCUGGAAGAAAGUUUCGUGGUCAGUGACGCCAAAGAACGCUCUGGUUCAGCUACAUGAACUUAAACCAGGUUUACAAUACAAAAUGGUUUCCCAGACAGGUCCCGUGCAUGCUCCAGUCUUUGCUGUUGCUGUGGAAGUAAAUGGACUUACAUUUGAAGGCACAGGGCCCACAAAAAAGAAAGCUAAAAUGCGUGCUGCAGAGCUAGCUCUGAAGUCAUUUGUUCAGUUCCCCAAUGCCUGCCAAGCUCACUUUGCCAUGGGGAACUGCAUCAACCCAUCCACGGACUUUACUUCUGAUCAGGCAGACUUUCCAGACACUCUGUUCAAGGAGUUUGAACCAUCUACACACAACGAGGACUUUUCCGUCUAUAACCCCGUUAAUAACGAAUUGCUUUCUACUGCUUAUCGACACGGGCGCUUGCUCUGCCAUACGCUGGACUUAAUGGGCCACAGUAAGCAAAACAAGCACAAGAUGGCAUCCAAAGCAGAGAGCGAGAAGAAUCCAGUGGUGCUGCUAAAUGAGCUGCGAUCGGGCCUGCGGUACGUCUGCCUGUCGGAAACGGUGGAGAAGCAGCACAUCAAGAGUUUUGUGAUGGCGGUGAGAGUGGACGGGAGAACAUUUGAAGGCUCAGGACGUAGCAAGAAGCUGGCCAAGGGUCAAGCAGCGCAGGCAGCCCUGCAGGCCCUCUUUAACAUUCGGCUGCCCAGCCACAUUCCCAGCAGGAGUAAAUGUCACCAUUUGCCACAGGAUUUUGCCGACUCCGUGUACCAAAUGGUUGCACAGAAGUUCCAGGAGCUGACAGACAAUUUCACUUCCAUGCAUGCACGCCACAAAACUCUUGCAGGCAUUGUGAUGACCAAAGGUUUGGACAUCAGGCAAGCUCAGGUUAUUGUGCUGUCAUCAGGUACCAAAUGUAUAAACGGGGAAUACAUUAAUGACCAAGGGCUUGCGGUCAACGACUGCCAUGCAGAAGUUGUGGCAAGAAGGGCAUUUGUUCACUUCCUCUACUCACAGCUGGAGCUGCACUUAAGCAAACGGCGAGAAGACUGGGAGCGAUCAAUCUUUGUGCGAUUAAAAGAGGGAGGCUACAGGCUGCGAGAGAAUAUUCUGUUCCAUCUGUAUGUGAGCACUUCACCCUGCGGAGAUGCACGCCUCAACUCCCCCUACGAAAUCACAACCGACUUGAACAGCAGCAAGCACAUAGUGAGAAAAUACCGUGGCCACCUCCGAACAAAGAUUGAGUCUGGAGAAGGAACCAUACCUGUCCGGUGUCAUAAUGCAGCUCAGACGUGGGACGGCGUGUUGCUGGGAGAGCAGCUCAUCACCAUGUCCUGUACAGACAAAAUCGCCAGAUGGAACAUCCUUGGGCUCCAAGGUGCUCUCCUCAGCUCCUUCAUUGAACCCAUGUACUUGCACAGCAUCAUUGUGGGAAGCCUCUGGCACACUGGUCACCUUUCCCGGGUAAUGAGCCAUAGAACAGAAGACAUUGGUCAGCUGCCAGCUUCAUACCGGCGCAAUCAGCUGCUUCUCAGUGGGGUUAGCCACGCUGAUGCUCGGCAGCCUGGAAAAUCUCCCAGCUUCAGUGUGAACUGGAUUGUGGGGAACACCGAUCUGGAGGUUAUCAACGCCACGACAGGGAAGAGGACCUGUGGGAGUCCCUCACGGCUCUGCAAGCACAUGUUCUUCACUCGAUGGGCAAAGCUUCAAGGCAAGCUGAGCACACGAAUACCAAGCCAUGGAGACAUGCCAUCAGUGUACAGCGAGGCAAAGCUGGUGGCUCAGACAUACCAGUCUGUCAAGCAGCAGCUGUUUAAAGCGUUUCAGAAAGCCGGUCUGGGCACCUGGGUGAAGAAACCCCCAGAGCAAGAUCAGUUCCUACUAACUGUAUAA